Messenger RNA from Exophiala bonariae, 1314 nucleotides. RefSeq lists its product as uncharacterized. The record is from RefSeq and is a predicted model, not a curated record. Gene Ontology annotation, biological process: proteolysis. Gene Ontology annotation, molecular function: zinc ion binding; metallocarboxypeptidase activity. The coding region runs from base 1 to 1314 and encodes 437 amino acids. The transcript is spliced from 2 exons. NCBI's taxonomy places the organism in Eukaryota, Fungi, Ascomycota, Eurotiomycetes, Chaetothyriales, Herpotrichiellaceae.
AUGAAGCUCCUGACUUCAAUCUCGCUAUUCAUCUCAUUCACCUAUGGUGCCGCCAUCAGCAACCCGGAGCACAUCGACUAUGAAGGCUACCAAGUGCACCGCAUCAGUACCGGCCAGCACCUGAAAUCCAUCCAAGAGAAACUAUCCUCUCUGGACUUCGACCAAUGGAACUCAGACAUUGCCUCACAUAUCGACAUCGUGCUCCCACCCUCACAACUCCCAGCCUUCUCAGCCCUCAACAUCCCAUCACACUGCAUGCACAGCAAUCUCGGCGCAUCCAUCAAAGCCGAGUCUGCACCACCCACUUCAGCCUGGAAACGCUCCCUCGACGACCUAGCCUGGUAUGACAGCUACCACAGCUACGACGAGCACGUGUCAUAUUUUGACGAGCUGCACGCCGCAUUUCCGGAGAAUUCGGAGCUCGUGUCGAGCGGAACCAGCUUCGAGGGCCGAGAUAUCUUCGGCUUGCACUUCUGGGGCAAAGAUGGGCCCGGGAAACCCGCUGUCCUAUGGCAUGGUACCGUGCAUGCGAGAGAGUGGAUUACAGCGCCGGUGAUUGAGUUCUUGACCUUAAAUCUCAUUCAGGGAUAUAAAGCCGGCGAUAACUAUACCCAGUCGUUCGUGGACAAUUACGAUUUCUGGGUGUUUCCGUUCGUCAACCCUGACGGCUUCAUCUACACCCAAACCACCGAGCGACUAUGGCGCAAGAACCGACAGCCGCCACCGCCACCGCCAGCCAAUCAAUCGUGCAUCGGCCGCGACAUCAACCGCAACUGGGCGUACGAAUGGGACGGCAACCCACUGGGCGCGAGCACGGACCCGUGCACACAGGUGUACCGGGGCGAAGCACCGAGCGACUCGCCGGAAAACAAGGGCCUCACGGCGCUCGUCGACACGCUGCGCGACACGUCCGGCAUCAAGCUCUACGUCGACUGGCACAGCUACGGCCAGUACAUCCUCGCGCCGUGGGGGUAUAACUGCACGCUGUACGCGGACGAUCUGGGCCAGCAUAUCAACCUCGCGGGUCUGGUGUCCACGGUCAUCAGGGAGGUGGGCGGCAAGACAUUUACUUUUGGCCCCAGUUGUGGCACGCUCUACGCCACCACCGGCAGUAGUGUCGAUUAUAUCUAUGGUGCGGGCAAGGCCGAUUGGAGUUAUACGAUCGAGUUGAGGGAUACAGGGGACUUCGGGUUCGUGUUGCCUCCGGAUCAGAUUCGGGUGUCGGUCGAGGAGCAGUGGCAGGGUAUGCAGGUCAUGUUGUAUUUGUUGGAUGAGGUUUUCUUUGACGGGGAGGGCCCUGCCGUUCACGUCUGA